Molecule: messenger RNA, 1160 nt
Organism: Cryphonectria parasitica EP155
Lineage: Eukaryota; Fungi; Ascomycota; Sordariomycetes; Diaporthales; Cryphonectriaceae
Exons: 5
Source: RefSeq, a predicted model, not a curated record
AUGAACCCGACCUGGCGUGCUCAACAAAGUUGUUGGAGCAUGCUCAUAUACUUUCUAGUCGUCUUCUUUGGAGUUGAGUGUAUGGCAUUCGGUAUCGUCCGGCUCGCGAGCGCAGCCAUAGAUCCUAGGGUCCAGGUGGCACUGACGCUCGAGACACCUUGCAACGGCGUCUCGACAACGCCAGCAGGACGACUCUUUCUGGUGUACGCGCGGGUGGACGGCACACAGGCGGAUGGGCAGCCGGAGGUGGUGGAGUGGGUCAACGGCACGGGCGUGCCGUACCCAGAUGCAGCGUGGAACUCGUACGCAGGGGUGUCGUCGGCGUCGGACCCGGCAACGACGCUGAUGCGGGUCAACUCGCAGCGGAUCGGGCCCGACGGCAAUCUCUGGCUCGUGGACACGGGCAGCCCUGGGUUCGGCAGCCCGGUGCUCCUGCCCGAGGGUCCCAAGCUGGUGGUGGUGGACCUGCAGACGAACCAGGUGCAGCGGGUGUACCCGAUGGGCAACGUGACGAUGACCGACAGCCUGCUGGACGACAUCAGGUUCCACCCGGCGGCGGGGACGGCGUACCUGACAGACGCCGGGGUCGGGGCGCUGAUGGUGCUGGACCUGGCGACGGGGCGGGCAGUACGGAUGCUGGACGGGGCGUCGUCGACAGCGGCGUUGAUGCCCCCGUCUGGCGAGGGCCAGCUGCUCCGGUCGGCACAGACGGGCCAGCCCGAAUACAUCGCGGCGGACCAGCUGGAGGUGUCGCCAGACGGGGCGUGGCUGCACUUCCAGCCGGCGAGCGGGGGCAUGCACAGGGUGCCGACGCAGCUCCUCGACGCGGCGCUGUGGAACUCAUCGCUGGCGGUGACGCUGGCGGACUACGUGGAGCCGUUCGCGCUGACGCCGGGCACGGGAGGCACAGCCGUGGACGCCGAGGGGAGCAUCUACGUCAGCGACGUGGACCGGCAGGCCAUCGAGAAAGUGUACGCCAACGGGACCAGGACGACGCUGGUGCAGGACGACAGGCUGCUGUGGGUGGACGCCAUGUGGAUCGACUCGGCGGGGUUGCUGUGGAUGCCCGCGGCGCAGCUGAACCGGGGCGCGCCCUUCAGCCCUGGGGGUGUGAGCUGGAUCGUGAAGCCGCUCUUAUUGGUGGCCUGGAAUCCUGCUGA